AUGGUGAAACGCGCCGCGGCUGCCACGUCAGCUUGGCGACAGGCGGUGCCGUUUCCCCUGAGUGAUUUCUUUUUCGAUCCUGACGGGGUGGGCGUUAAGAGGGGGAGGGAGGAAGAGGAACGGCUUAUUCAUGACAUCUAUUUCAAGGCUGAGAAUGGCCGACCUUUGGAGCAGGUCGACACAGAAGCUAUCAAGGCAAAGGUGCUGACAUCAACAGGGUUCGAGGCUGAGUCAGCAGUGAAUCCACGUCAGUGCCAGCAAGGCGUGGUCUUCUAUGGCCGCCUUUCUGCUCCUGCUCCGUCUGUGUAUUCCACCAUUCAGGCUCGCCUCGACACCUCAUUCCCCGGCCUCUGCGCAGUGCUCGCUAGAGACGGCAUCAUCCGGCCGGCAAUCAGCGUCCUUAUUGCCCCACGGCAACACCUCCUCUCCUUCUCCCUCCCCCGGCCCGUCUUCACCUCCAUUUCCUGCCUCACUCUCACGCUCUCCCUCCUCAUCCUCUCCUCCUCUCUCUCUGUCGACCCCACACUCUCUCCCACUACCUCUCCUCUCCUCACUGCUGCCGCUGUGCCACUUGGCGUGCUCCUAGUGGCUGCUGCCGGUGCUGGGGUAAGGGCUGUAGCAGCACAGCAACACGGGGUAUUACAAGUCCUCGACACCCCUCUCCCUCUACCCUCCCCUGCCUUCGGGAUAAUCACGGCACUGUUUGGAAGGAAGCAGCAGCAUGCAGUGUCCAUGGGUGUGUUAGCAGCAGCAGCCGUUUCCCUUGUGCUCAGACCAGACGGACGGGAAAAUGCAGCGACGUGGUUGGUGCUGGCGAUGGUUCUGCUGAAGCGAGAUGAUUGGUUUCAACGGGAAGAGGUUUCAGAGCCGUCGGGAGUGAGGAAGCUGGUUGCGGCUGCGCUUGUAGCUGCUUCCAUAUUGAUAUUGUGGCCUUGGUGCGACAUGGCAUGA
Messenger RNA from Closterium sp. Naga37s-1, 951 nucleotides. Lineage: Eukaryota; Viridiplantae; Streptophyta; Zygnematophyceae; Desmidiales; Closteriaceae. The record is from the annotation of a GenBank genome assembly.